AUGUCAGUCUCAGCGGCUCUUAAGGCUAGAGUCAGAAGACCGAGCUAUUUGAAGAAGAUUGCAAAGGCCGAGGAUUUACUGCACCAUUUUCCUAAUGGCGCGUAUGUGGGUUGGUCAGGGUUCACGGGUGUUGGGUAUCCUAAAAAGAUUCCAACAGCCCUAGCCGAUCAUGUCGAGAAGAACAAUCUCCAGGGCCAGCUCAAGUACAACCUCUUCGUCGGCGCGUCGUCCGGCGCGGAGACGGAGAACCGAUGGGCGAGGCUGAAUAUGAUUGAGCGACGCUCGCCGCAUCAGGUGGGCAAGGAAAUUGCAAAGGGUAUUAAUAAUGGCAAUAUCAAGUUCUUUGAUAAGCAUUUGAGUAUGUUUCCAGUGGAUUUGAUGUAUGGCACAUGUCAAGAGGACGAGAUGUUGACGAAAAGCAGUUUCUACACAUUAAACAAGCCGGAGAAAAACAACAGGCUGGAUGUUACUAUUGUCGAAGCCUCCGCCAUCACCGAAGACGGCGGCAUCAUUCCCGGUGCCAGCGUCGGUGCGUCCCCAGAACUCAUCCAAAUGGCAGACAAAAUCAUCAUCGAAGUCAACACCGCUGCACCAUCCUUCGAGGGCUUGCACGACAUCACCAUGACGGAUCUGCCGCCGCGUCGGAAGCCGUAUCUCAUCAUGUCGCCGGAGGACCGCAUUGGCACGCCGCACAUCCCCAUCGACCCGGAGCGCGUGGUUGCGAUUGUCGAGAGUGAUUAUCCGGAUCAGACACAGCCGAACGCACCAGAGGACGACACAUCUCGCGCGAUUGCGAGUAACUUGAUUGAGUUUUUGAAGCAUGAAGUCAAUCACGGACGACUACCGCAGAACCUCCUACCUAUUCAAUCCGGUAUUGGAAACAUUGCCAACGCCGUCGUCGGCGGUCUCGCAUCUGGCGGCGCAAACUUCAAAAACCUCAAGGUCUGGACCGAAGUCCUACAAGACUCCUUCCUCGACCUGUUCGACAGCGGAAACCUCGACUUCGCAACCGCAACGUCCAUCCGCUUCUCACCCGACGGCUUCGAGCGCUUCUACGCCAACUGGGACAAGUACGCGCCCAAACUCCUCCUGCGCUCGCAGCAGGUCUCAAACAGCCCGGAGAUCAUCCGCCGCCUGGGCGUCAUCGGCAUGAACACGCCCGUCGAAGUCGACAUCUACGCGCACGCAAACUCGACCUGCGUCAUGGGCAGCCGCAUGCUCAACGGCCUGGGCGGCAGCGCAGACUUCCUGCGCUCCGCAAAGUACUCCAUCAUGCACACGCCGUCGACGCGCCCCUCGAAGACCGACCCCACAGGCGUGUCCUGCAUCGUGCCCAUGUGCACGCACAUUGACCAGACAGAACACGACCUCGACGUCAUCGUCACCGAACAGGGAUUGGCAGACGUGCGCGGCCUCAGCCCCCGAGAACGUGCGAGGGUGAUUAUCAACAAGUGCGCGCACCCAGAUUACGUGCCGAUUCUGACGGAUUACUUUGACAAGGCGGAGUUUGAGUGUCUGCGGAAGGGCUGGGGACAUGAGCCGCAUUUGCUGUGGAAUAGCUUUGAUAUGCACAAGCAUCUGAAUGAUCAUGGGACGAUGAAGUUGCCCAAGUGGGAUUAUUCAAAGUCGGUGUAA
Parastagonospora nodorum SN15 is the source of this 1635-nucleotide messenger RNA. RefSeq lists its product as hypothetical. The record is from RefSeq and is a predicted model, not a curated record. Gene Ontology annotation, biological process: acetate metabolic process. The transcript is spliced from 3 exons. Lineage: Eukaryota; Fungi; Ascomycota; Dothideomycetes; Pleosporales; Phaeosphaeriaceae. Bases 1 to 1635 code for a protein of 544 amino acids. Gene Ontology annotation, cellular component: mitochondrion. Gene Ontology annotation, molecular function: acetate CoA-transferase activity; acetyl-CoA hydrolase activity.